Molecule: messenger RNA, 1350 nt
Organism: Fonsecaea multimorphosa CBS 102226
Lineage: Eukaryota; Fungi; Ascomycota; Eurotiomycetes; Chaetothyriales; Herpotrichiellaceae
Exons: 2
Coding region: 1-1350 (449 amino acids)
Biological process (GO): ergosterol biosynthetic process
Cellular component (GO): endoplasmic reticulum membrane; mitochondrial outer membrane; lipid droplet
Molecular function (GO): 3-beta-hydroxysteroid 3-dehydrogenase (NADP+) activity
Source: RefSeq, a predicted model, not a curated record
AUGACAAGCAACGAUAAAUAUGUCCUGGUGACUGGUGCGAACAGCGGCCUCGGUCUAGGUACCUGCUGUCGUCUCAUUGACGAGUAUCUUGCGUCUCACGGCCGCGACCAUGGCACUCUGACCAUCAUUUUCACCACUCGAAGUGCCAAAAAGGGCGCCGAGACUCUUUCGACCCUCGAGAAACACCUCGCCAGACAUGGCACUCCCAAUCUCAAGAUUUACUUCCGAUCCGAGAACGUCGAGUUGACGAGCCUGCUCUCCGUCCGCGCCCUCAGCCGCAAACUCCUCGCCUCAGACCUCCCUCACAUCAACGCCAUAGUCCUCAAUGCUGGUAUAGGAGGAUGGUCAGGCCUCGAUUGGCCGUUGACGCUGUGGACGGUCUUGACGGGGAUCAGACAGGCCACGACAUGGCCGACUUUCAAGCUGGGUCUGGUUGGACUGGUGACAAAACCACAGUUUCCCACAGGGACUUUGGCCGGUGAGGAACCGAUUUUAGGAGAGGUCUUCUGCGCCAAUGUAUUCGGGCAUUACAUGCUGGUGCACUGGCUCAUGCCACUAUUCCGAGCAUGCGCACCGAAAGACGGCGGCAAGAUCAUCUGGUCGACUUCCAUCGAGGCGGUAGCACAGCACUAUAACCCUGACGACCACCAAGGGCUGAAAUCCGCCGCCGCAUACGAACACACCAAGCGCAUGGGAGACUUGCUGGCGCUGAGCGCGGUCAACCAGCCCGCAACCGCCAAACAAGUCAAAGAAUACACGACACCUUCUUCUUCGCGAACCAUGGAGGUGUCCGCACGGGAGCGACCAGAUCAAUCCGAGCCGACCUUCCACGUGUCGCACCCGGGCAUCUGCACCACCACGAUCAUCAGCCUGUACUGGAUCGUGCACGAAUGCUACCGACUGGGCAUCUACCUGUCCCGCUGGUGCGGCUCGCCCUGGGCCAACGUGACAAGCUACCUCGGCGCGGCUUCGGCGACGUGGCUCGCGCUUGCGUCCCUAGCGGACAUCACAGAGAAAGCUACCCAAGCCACCGGCGACGAAAACGGCGGACCAUGUAAAUGGGGUGCGUCGACUGACCGGCUAGGCCGUUCCUACGUGCGAGUCACGGACGUGCCCGGCUGGGGAAUCAACGGGAGCGGCAAGCCCUUCAAGGAUAAAUGGUGGGGAGGGAGCCUGGGGAGAAAAACCGGGUUUAGCGAUGCGACCAAAGAAGACGUCGAGGCUUUUGUAGUUGAAGGAGCUGAGGUGUGGAACAAGAUGGAGGCGAUGCGGAAGGACUGGGAGGCGAGGAUUGAAGAGUAUGAAGCCGACCAAGGUACAAAGAGGAAUGAGGUCGUCGCAUCAUCAUGA